AAAACGAGACGUCCGAAAUGGGACUUGUUUUGAAUUUAUGAUCCAUAUGUAAGGCACUUGUAGGCUUGUAGCAAAUUCAUUAGCUUUAUUUUGCUGACUUUUUGGUGUUGUCUUGUAGUAGUUGGACUAGGAAAGUUAGCAGUCAUUUCUUGCUCUUUACUCAUCUUUCUUCUCUUAUAAUGGAGGAAAACCUUUCAGUCAAUACUUUCUGAAGGCUAUCAGUAACUUAACUAUGGUGAGUUAUCGCCUCAUCUUUGUUUUAUGGUUAUUAUCAUCUAUGUGUUCUCAACUGUUUAUCUCAUAUUCGCUUGAUUUAAUCAAUUCAACCCAUCCUUUGAAAGAUGGAGACACAUUGGUUUCGGCAGGUGGAAAUUUUGAGCUGGGAUUCUUCACCCCUGAUAAUUCUGAUAGAAGGUACCUUGGAAUCUGGUACAAGAAAAUUCCUGUGCAAACUGUGGUUUGGGUAGCCAAUCGGGAGGUGCCACUCAAGACUCUUGUGAGUUCUUCAGCAGCCAUGCUUAGACUCACUAGCAGGUCAGUCCUUGAGCUUAUCAAUGGCACAGGUGUUGUUGUUUGGGAAACCAACCUGACAAGAACUGUGAAGAAUCCGGUUGCUGAGCUUUUAGACUCCGGGAAUCUUGUCAUAAAGGAUAUGGAUGGUGAUCAUAAAAAUGGUGAUGGUUUUUUAUGGCAGAGCUUUGAUUUUCCAUGUGACAUCCAGUUGCCUGGGAUGAAGCUGGGAAAGGACUGGGUUACAGGGCUUGAUCGGUACCUUACUUCCUGGAGAAGUAGCGAUGAUCCUUCACUGGGAAGCUAUACAUAUCGUCUUGAUUAUCAUGGCUACCCGCAACCAGUUCUGAUGAAAGGCCAUAUGGAGCAGUAUAGGAAUGGACCAUGGAACGGAGUAAGGUUCAGUGGUAAUCCUAGUCUGAAGCCUAACCCUUACUUCACCUUUGACUUUGUCAUGAAUUCUAAGGAAACAUAUUAUGUUUAUGAACUUCUCAAUAGCUCGGUCAUUUCUCAUAGGAUCUUGAACCCCUAUGGGACCAUGCAAAGGCUUGUUUGGAGUGAUCAUGUACAAGGAUGGGUAAUGUACUUGACCGCGCAGUCUGAUAAUUGUGAUACAUAUUCUCUGUGUGGUAAGUUUGGAAGUUGUAACAUAGCCAACUCUCCUGAAUGUGGGUGUUUGAAAGGUUUCAGUCCAAAAUCACCUAAUGAUUGGAAUUCUGGGGGAUGGUCAGAUGGGUGUAUGAGGAAGACCCCUUUGAGCUGUAAUGGAGGAGAUGGCUUUGUCAAGUAUACCAACGUCAAGCUGCCUGACACUCAAUAUUCCUGGUAUAACACGAGCAUGAACCUUGAUGAAUGCAGGAACAAGUGUUUGUCGAAUUGCUCCUGUGUAGCUUAUGCUAAUUUGGAUGUAAGGGCAGGGGGAAGUGGGUGUUUGAUUUGGAUUGAUGUCCUGACCGAUCUUAAGAUUUACCCCGAAAAUGGGCAGGAUCUCUUUGUGAAGCUAAAUGCUUCUGAUAUAGGAAAGGGAAAAAGGCGAAUCUGGAUAGUAUUAAGCUCAAGUAUUGCUGUUAUAAUACUCCUGAUUUUGUGCACAACACUCCUUUUAUGGAAGAAAAGGAAAUUCAGAAGAAAAGCAGGAGGAGCUAGAGAAAGUUACAUUGUCAAUGAUGGAGAGAACGCAGAACCGGAGUUGCCAUUGUUUGACAUCAGUGUUAUUGCUGAGGCUACCAAUAAUUUCUCAUAUACAAAUAGGCUUGGUGAAGGCGGCUUUGGCCCUGUGUACAAGGGUAUGCUGAAAUCAGGAAAAGAGAUAGCAGUGAAGAGGCUCUCUAAAGAAUCAAGGCAAGGACUAGAUGAGUUCAAGAAUGAAGUUAUAUGCAUUGCAAAGCUGCAGCAUAGAAACCUUGUAAAACUCUUGGGAUGUUGCAUUGAAGGAGAAGAACGGAUGCUAGUGUACGAAUACAUGAGCAACAAGAGUUUGGACUUGUUCAUCUUUGAUGAUAUGAGAAGUAAGUCUCUGGAGUGGCCCAAGCGCUUUCAGAUUAUUAAAGGGAUAGCUCGCGGUCUUCUUUAUUUGCAUCAGGAUUCAAGGUUAAGAAUUGUUCACAGAGACCUCAAGGCCAGCAAUAUCCUGCUAGACUCAGAAAUGAACCCGAAAAUUUCUGAUUUUGGUAUGGCUCGGAGUUUUGAAGGAAAUGAGUGUGAAGCAAAGACCAACAAAGUAGUUGGAACCUAUGGAUACAUGUCUCCAGAAUAUGCAAUAGACGGGCUCUUUUCUGUAAAAUCCGAUGUGUACAGCUUCGGAGUACUAGUGCUAGAAAUCAUCAGUAGUAAGAGAAACAGAGGAUUCAACCAUCCAGACCACCACCAUAACCUCCUUGGACAUGCAUGGAGACUUCACAAUGAAGGUUUGGCUUCGGAACUUGUUGAUACAUCAAUAGGGGGCUCCUGCAAUACAUCUGAAGUACUGAGAUCAAUACACAUAAGCUUGCUGUGCGUGCAGCAAAGCCCUGAUGAUCGCCCCAGCAUGCCGUCUGUUAUAGUAAUGUUAGAUAGCGAUGUUGCAUUGCCUCAACCAAAGAAGCCCGGGUUUUUCAUAGGGAGGGAGUUCCUGGACAAAGAAUAUUUAUCUAGUGCUACAAUAUCUGGAUCACAUUGCAGCAAUGAGAUGAGUAUAACUGCAGUAUCUGGCAGAUAGCAUUCUUUAUACUGUUAGUAUAUGCUAAUAAUUAAGUAAUAUAGUAAAAUGUUGAUCUUUAUUAGCUGGGUCUUGUUUAUGACAUACUUUGCAUAAUAAUUGUAAAUAUUCAAGCACAUAAAUUUUUAAAGUUCAAUGGUGUAGUUUUCAGA
Molecule: messenger RNA, 2859 nt
Organism: Chenopodium quinoa (quinoa)
Lineage: Eukaryota; Viridiplantae; Streptophyta; Magnoliopsida; Caryophyllales; Amaranthaceae
Product: G-type lectin S-receptor-like serine/threonine-protein kinase At4g27290
Exons: 7
Coding region: 233-2707 (824 amino acids)
Biological process (GO): protein phosphorylation; recognition of pollen
Molecular function (GO): protein serine/threonine kinase activity; ATP binding
Source: RefSeq, a predicted model, not a curated record